This is a messenger RNA of Fomitiporia mediterranea MF3/22, 3835 nucleotides long. RefSeq lists its product as uncharacterized. The transcript is spliced from 6 exons. The coding region runs from base 185 to 3835 and encodes 1216 amino acids. NCBI's taxonomy places the organism in Eukaryota, Fungi, Basidiomycota, Agaricomycetes, Hymenochaetales, Hymenochaetaceae. The record is from RefSeq and is a predicted model, not a curated record. Gene Ontology annotation, cellular component: site of polarized growth; cell cortex. Gene Ontology annotation, biological process: cell morphogenesis.
AGCGCCAGUACCAGCAUCCUUGUCGUCGUUCACUCUGCAGCCGCCUUGUGCACGUCUGCUUCGACGUUCGGUAGCUCACUGAGCUACUAUCGACGCGUUCAUUCCGGAGUAACCGUAUCGUCGUGACGCGCUUCCUUCGCGCGACGGACCCGCUUUGCUGGCCUAGGCGGCAUAGUCCUAAAAGAUGGCUGAGGGUUUGAGCCAAAUUACCAUUCCAGACCUUGAUGAUGACGAUUUCAGUUCACCGUCUGUACCAUUUGGUCGUGGUGCCAAUGCCUUCAAAUUUGGCUCCUCGUCUGGUGCUGACUCGCCGACGCUUCUGACGCCAACCGCUGGUCCAGAAAAACACGCUGGAGACCGGGACUAUUUCCAUGCACGCCAGGAUUCUGCUGCAUCGGAGGAUUCUGCAUUCUCCUUUCAAGCACCGUCGACUUCAUUUGCCGCACGGUCGAACACUUCUUUACAAACGGCACAUUCGUCACAGGCUUCCCUUCCUACUUCCGCACCGUUUACGAAGAAAUCGUCUUUUGCGUCUCUCCGCAAUGCCUUCAAAAGCGGAGGCAAGUCGAGCGAAACCCCGCCCGUACCAUCCUUCGACCGCCAAGCAUACCCUGCUCUUCGUAAUCCUUUCAAUCGUUCCGCUUCGUCUCUUGCGCAUAGCACAACUGCACAGAAUACGAGAAGCCCACCAAGUGGUCACCAAAGGCCACCGACACCUUCGUCGACCAACGACCAUCGACAUGGACGCGCCAUGUCUUCGAGGUCGGGGAACCAAGUUUAUGGAAGGUCACAUCACUCGCAUUCGGGUUCCAUGUUCCACAACUCAGAUGCAGGGAGCGAUUAUUCCUUUGGGUUCCAUCACAUCGCCCCUCGUCAGUCGACUCCACCACCUGUACCUCGAGUCCCGAACGAAUAUAGCGGUCUUUUACCAAGGACUGACAUGCCGUAUGCAGCGGAUACCGAGGACCGCGUUGUUAUCGAUCCGAGGACACCGUCUGAAUAUGCACUGCACGCCAUCUUCAUGCAAUUUGCAGCCGUAGCAGAGGCUAAAAUCGACCAGUUCCUGAAGCAGCCCCUUGAGCGGGAUCUUUCGUUAACAGACCUCGCAGGUCCACAAAUUGACAGCAAAUUUGACGGCCUCCUUGUCUCGCUUGGCCAAAUAGCGAUGAAGACCACCAAACCCGUAGUAGACUCCAUUAUGCGCUGGCGCCGAUCUCAGCAGGAAAGCGUCUCGGGGGACGUCAUCCUGCUGCAUUCUUCCUCUUCAUCCACAAUUGCCAGGGCAACCCGGCCAAAAGAAAUUGUCAAUAUUCUUAAUGAAAGAAAAAGCCUGGCAAGCAUAUACAUUAUGUGCCGUGCCCUUAUCGCGGUCGUACAGACCGUCUCGCGCGACGCGCUUGGUGAAAGCUUGGGCUUCAGCCUCGAGGAAACGACUUUCGACCAGUUCAAGCGUCCAAACUUGAAAUUGCUGAGCCAAUCUCGCAACCAUAGGGUUAAUGCUGACCUGUAUGCAACCCUUCUGGGAAGGCUGUCAAAACACAGAUUUGAAAGUGUUACGGAUCGGUUCUUGCAUGAACUCAGCCCCGUUGCUACAAAUCAGAUACCAAAGGAUAUGGACCUGAAGUAUGAGCAUCUUGUAAAAGCUCUCAAGCAUGUCGAGAUCAAAGUUUGGCCACCAGAGGCAUUCGAAGAAGGGGCGGAGUUCAUGGAAUCACUUUCAAAAUGUUUCGAGAAUACACACGGUUACCGACUUAAAUUUGCCUUUGCCGAGACGCUUGUGCAACUGCUUCAUCCUAUUGGGAAGACUGCUCAAGCGGAGGUUAACCAUCCCGGUUGGGCGAAAGCCAUUGAGAUAAUUUACUUAAAAGCACGAGACAUGAUGAACAAGCCACGCUACUGGCAGGUAGCCUAUCCUCUUGUCAUAACUAGCCUUUGCGUUGCCCCUCAGGAGUUUUUCUUGAAGAAUUGGCUUUAUUGUUUUGAAAGCAACAUUCCCAAGCUCAAGGAGCGACCCUUUAGGAUACCUGUCUUGAAUGGUAUAAUGCGAUUGGUGUGGACUUACCUGUACCGCUGUCGUGAGACAACCUCCGCCGCGACUAAUCGUCUGGAUGGAAUACUGCGCCAUUUCUUCCCUUUAUCUCGCUUGGGAGUAAACUACGUGGAUGAUAACCUUGAACCAUUGAUUUAUCUUGUCCAUUUCAUUCUGACACGACAUCUCGAUUUUGGCACCGAGCUGGUGUUGAACCUCAUGCAGGAGCAACAGGUGAAAAUGGCUCAAUCAGGCAAUGCUUCACUCGUUCUAGCCCCUGAGCGAACGACGAUUGCUUUGGAAGCUACCCUUCGCUCCCUUUAUCUAAUGGAAAAAGAAGAAAGUGCCCCGACAUGGCCUUCAAAUGCGGACUUCUCCGUUCCUCCGGCAAAAGAUGACUAUCCGUCACUGGCAACUUUCUGCCCACCAAUCGUUUUAGCAAAGCCUGGUAUGGACGAAUUCUUCGAUAAACUAGGAUCUGUUCUUGUGUCCAUUUCGGUAACUUGUUCAAGAUCAGUCGGCCAAAUGUCGAUUUUUGAUGACGACUGGGCCUACAUGCGCCUGAAUAGUGCAUAUGAAGACUCGGCUGGUCUAGUCAUUCGUCAACACCCUGAAGUAACGGUGGCAUAUCCAGCAGCUUACUCUGGACAGAUGAAUCUCUUGGCCACCUGCUUCUCGUCCUGGCCCCGAUGCCUCCAUCCCUCUCUCCCACUUGACGAAGCCUUAGACAUGCUCAUACGCGCAAUCAUUCACGUUGAACCAUCCGUUAGCGAGUCGGCUUCCAAUGCCCUGCGAUGCAUUUCAGAAGAUCCGGCACAUAUUCCCCGAGUUUUGUCUAGAUUUGCGUCGUUCCUCUUCUCUCCGAAGCAGUUCACGACAGAGGCGUCUGGGACAAAACUACCGUUUGAGAGUAUGCGAUUGUUGAAUGUAUGGCUCGGCAUAGUUGAGGCAUGGGCAGACGGGAUCACGGGCAGUUCCAGUGACUUCUGUGAGGGAGAUACGACUUGGCUUAAUUCUCAGUUUUUCGACGUGGAGGCCGCAGCACUAUUUUUACUGAGCUCAAGAGUACGUACGGCACGGUCAGUUGGCGUUAAGUUGAUCCGGGUUCUUGAAAGAAUAGUCGAUCACUUCCAGGACCAACCUUCCACUCCUCUCAAUUCACUUUCUGACGACUCAUUCCGCAUUCUGGAUGCACUGUUAGGCAAGGGGCAACCACAGACCUUCCUCUUUGGCUUCGAUGACCUCCUCGAUGCGAAGGAGUUAUCUCGAUUAGCGCAAUGGCGACAAUUAGAUGCGGGAGAUGUACUUCUAAGGCUUGCUAGCAGUGAGGAUGAGCGGGAUUGGAAUAUCUGGUUGCUCAUUUACCCUUCUAUAAUUCGUUCCCCGGCCAAUCGCCAGUCGAAAGUUAUUUUGUCGUGCAGGGAUAUGUGGGUUGCUGCAACGACUCGUUACCAUCCGGCCGUUAUAUCUCUUUCGGGAAUUAAUAAUAAUCGUAUUCAGGCAAACCGAGGACCCAAUAACGCUAUUCGCGAAAGGGACCGACUUAUCUCAGAUAACACUUCUCUGAUCGAACAAUGGCACAUGUGGUUCAAGCUUCGGUGCUGCACCGCGACUCUUCCAGAGCCCAAGAUAGCGAACCACACGCGGAUACCGUCCGUAUCAGCAGAGCUAAAUUCCGACCGCGAUAUCGUCGCAGUAGACACGAAGGGCUUGCUCCGCUAUCUCAUUCGAUUCCUCGACUCUGAUUACAGCAUAUUCAGAGACAUUGUGCAAAUUACAUCAGCUACAAUCUCGAAGAAUCGAUAA